Molecule: messenger RNA, 621 nt
Organism: Thyridium curvatum
Lineage: Eukaryota; Fungi; Ascomycota; Sordariomycetes; Thyridiales; Thyridiaceae
Exons: 1
Coding region: 1-621 (206 amino acids)
Source: RefSeq, a predicted model, not a curated record
AUGGGCAAGACCAAGACCCCGAAAGGCCGCUGCUUGAAGUGCGGAACAAAGACAACUCAGUCCUGCUUCAUCUGCGGCCAUGGAUUCUUCUGCAGUGAGAAGUGCGUCUCUACUUCAACAACAUUGCACCAACAGAUCCACCACCAGGGUCUGCCUUCAAACACCGCUCACGACCUGAAGGAGGCAGUCUUUUACCACGAGUUGCUCGUACCAGCCAGCGAAGCUCAUCGCGACUACCGCUUCUGCGAUAUUGAUGACGAAACUCAGAGACUGCAGUUGUAUGUCGUCUAUGAGCAGGUCUUCCGAGCUGCUGGCUGGUGCAGCCACCUUGUCGACAAAUGGCGGAAGGAAAAGGUGCUUGGAGACAAGGCCUGCGGACACUACGAGCGAUCGCUUGAUAUUCUUUCACGCGACUGGGCCUGCGCAAGCCGUAGGUUUCUCAACGGCGAGGACGUUGAGUACACCAAGGUGACGGAGCCGGUGGUGUCCAGCGACCAGGACGAGGAUGAUUCUGACGACCAGGAGGAGGAUGAUUCUGACGACAACGAUGAGUCUGAGGAUGAGAAGAUGGAUAACUCCGACAAGGAGAUGGAUAUCUCCGUUGAUGACAACGCCAACUAG